CAUAGUCAGCCUCAUACCGGUUACACCGUUACAGGAGGUGCUUGUUUAUUAGUAAUGCUGCAGUUGUAGCCAGGUUGUUUACGCGAAAGCAUGAUCUGUCAUGAUAUCUUGAGUUUGAACAAGAACAACUGCUGUCAAUCCUGUCAUAUUUGUCAACAAGUGCAAGAAUAAGAAGAGCAUCAUUUUAUUCUAUUUUGGGCACCUGAAAUAUAGUCCGAUAUGGCUCAUCCAUUGUUCAGACUUGCUCAUCUUAUUGGGCAAGCUGGAAACAAACAGAUGAAAGCUGCUGCAUCUGGAUCAACAAUUUCAUCAUCCCUACAGCUACAGAUUAGACAUACACACGUUGUUGAACACUUCACUCCAAAGACUUACCAAACAAGAUUUCCUGAAAAGAUGCCAGAUGCUACUCAGUCGCACAAAUUAUCUGAUCCUCGCUACAUUUACAAAACAGUGCGGCAAGAGAACAAGAUGAAGCCUGAGCCUUUGAAAGUUCUUCUACUGCAAACUGUUGAAGGCAUUGGUCAAGCUGGAGACGUAGUUAGCUUAUCACCAUUCAAGGCUCGCAAGAACCUCCUGCUCCCUAAGCUUGGUGUUUAUGCUUCACCGGAGAACCUGGAGAAAUAUGCGCAUCUCAAGGAAACUGGCCGAGAAGAUCAACCAUCAUCUAUAUAUGCUAAACAGACUGUAGAAUUCCUGGGAGGUGCAUAUGUCACUGUUGUCAUGAGCAUACACGUGCCCUGGGUCUUGACUGCAGAACAUGUGCGCAUUUCCAUGAGACGGAUGGGUAUUAUUGCGCCCGCCCAUGCCAUACAAUUGCCUCCUAAGCCUCUGGAGGGUCCAAACCUUGACUAUCAACAGAAAUUUUUCUACGUCACUGUAACGGUGAAUAACAAAGAAAGGGUAAACGUCAGGUGCAGCAUCCACCAUGUGACUGCGGAUUACUCCCGUAAACUGCCCUUCACUUCAUUGAACCACAUUAAUGAACCUCCCAUAGCAGUGUUUCCUGAAGACCAGGAGUAUCUGACAGCGUUGUACAACCAGCGACCUCCCCUAACAGCAUAUUCUGAGCCGCAGCUCACCCCGGAGAUGGUGGCACAAGGGCUGACCAGCACAAGCCAUCUUGACAAAGCAGAAUUAUUGUCAUUUGCCACCCCAUCUACGGCUGCAAUGCCUGUGGUCUGAAGCAGAAAACCUUCAAGAAAUUAGGGAAUUGAUCAAAUAGAAGGUCUUGCAAUCAAUCGAAAUUGCUGAUAUUCUCUGAAAUAAUUAGAAAAUUUCUUACCAAUUUUUCAUUAGGCUUCAAAUUUACAAUGUGGAUUUGUUUUACCGCUAACCUUAUGCAAUGUAUAAAUAGAUACUUCCAUCAAAAAU
This is a messenger RNA of Hyalella azteca, 1371 nucleotides long. It is a transcript of the gene mRpL9, whose product is annotated as 39S ribosomal protein L9, mitochondrial. Gene Ontology annotation, biological process: translation. Gene Ontology annotation, cellular component: ribosome; mitochondrion. Gene Ontology annotation, molecular function: structural constituent of ribosome. The transcript is spliced from 6 exons. The coding region runs from base 220 to 1182 and encodes 320 amino acids. Lineage: Eukaryota; Metazoa; Arthropoda; Malacostraca; Amphipoda; Hyalellidae. The record is from RefSeq and is a predicted model, not a curated record.